Molecule: messenger RNA, 2492 nt
Organism: Erpetoichthys calabaricus (reedfish)
Lineage: Eukaryota; Metazoa; Chordata; Cladistia; Polypteriformes; Polypteridae
Gene: gnl1
Product: guanine nucleotide binding protein-like 1
Exons: 12
Coding region: 160-1974 (604 amino acids)
Molecular function (GO): GTP binding; GTPase activity
Source: RefSeq, a predicted model, not a curated record
UGGUUUUUCCUAACUUGCCCUCAGUCGGCAUGGCAGCGCUGUGUGGAGAAUUAAAGUGAAGUUGGCUGUAUUUUGAAAGUAACUGCACAAACAAAUUUAAAACUCACAGCCACUGCGAAACAUAAAUAAUUAAAUAAAUAAAAAGACCGUGAAGCCGACAUGCCAAGGAAAAGGCCUUUUAGUGCUAAACAGAAGAAGAAACAGCUGCAGGUCAAUCGGGAGCGCAAGAGAGGUUUAACUGAUGAACUUAAUUUGGGCCAAAACAGCCGCAGUGGUGGCAUUGAAAAACCACUAGAUGAAAACAUGGAUACUUCAGACGGAGAAUCUCUUUCUCACAUGGUCAGAAAAGUUAAUCAACAGCCAAGACCUUAUGGAGGGAGGAAUUAUGACCCAAAUAGGUAUCGGCUGCACUUUUUCCGAGAGACUAGAGAAGAGCUUGAGCACAGGAAGAAAAUAGCACAAGAAAGAAUUUUACAGCUUGUUCCAGAGUCUGAAAUGGAAAUGGACAUUAAUUACAUAUACAAGCCUGGCUCUGUGCUUGAUUUUCCCAAAAGGCCAGUAUGGGAUUACCACAUGUCUAAAGAACAGGUUUUGGAGCGUGAAGAGAAAUCAUUUCAGGAAUAUUUGAACAGAAUCUACUGCCAAUAUGAACCAACCCAGCUCAGCUACUUUGAGCACAAUUUAGAGACUUGGAGACAACUAUGGAGGGUGAUGGAGAUGUCAGAUAUUUUACUUCUCAUCACAGAUGUACGAUACCCAGUUCUUCAUUUCCCUCCAGCAUUAUAUUCAUUUAUUAGAACAGAUAUGAAGAAGAGUCUCAUUCUAGUGCUGAACAAGAUUGAUUUAGCUCCACCAGCUCUGGUGGUUGCUUGGAAACAUUAUUUUCAUUCAAUCUUUCCUGAGUUGCAAAUUGUCUGUUUUACUUCUUUUCCACGAUCAAAAAGUGGGGACCAGAAUCCAGAAGGAGUUUUCAGGAAACGUCAGAAAAGGAGACCUAGUCACUGGGCAGCUGCUGUGGGUUCUACACAGUUGCUGAAAGCUUGUGAAACCAUUGUUGCUGGAAGAGUGAAUUUGACAUGCUGGCAAGAAAAAAUUGAUAAAGAUGCUGCUGCCUCUUCACAUCAGGAUGCCGGGGGCUCAGAUGAAGAUAACGAAGAUGAGACCAUUUCCAUGGAACAUUUUGAUGAUGCUUCUGAAGAGUUAGGAAUGCCUUGCCAGGAGCUCUAUAAAGAAGGUGUUCUUACAUUGGGAUGUGUUGGAUUUCCCAAUGUUGGAAAAUCUUCUUUGGUAAACGGGUUAGUGGGUCGGAAAGUGGUGAGCACAUCACGAACACCAGGCCACACCAAGUACUUCCAGACAUACUUCCUGACACCUUCUGUUCGGCUGUGUGACUGCCCUGGCCUUAUAUUCCCCUCUCUUGUUAACAGACACUUACAGAUAUUGGCAGGAAUUUACCCUGUUUCCCAAAUCCAGGAGCCAUACACAACAGUGGGAUACUUAGCGGAAAGAAUUCCUAUCCAGAAAAUUCUAAAACUUAAACACCCAAAAGAAAAUGAAGGGUCUGCAGAUCCUCAUUGGUGCGCCUGGGAUAUCUGUGAAGCCUGGGCUGAGAAAAGGGGCUACAAGACAGCCAAAGCAGCUAGAAAUGAUGUUUAUAGAGCAGCAAACAGCCUCUUGAGGCUGGCAACAGAUGGGCGUCUGUGUCUGUGUAUGCAACCACCAGAGUAUGGAAAAUGUAAAGAGGACUGGGAGCAGGACCCUGAGACAGCUGAAAUUGCUGCUUUACAAGCUGCAGUUAAGCAAGAUGACCAGCCUAGCUCUGAAGGAGAUGAAAUAACUAGCUCAGAACAAGAGGAUGAGGAAGACCUUGAUACAGAUGAAGAAAAUGAAUUAAUAACAUCUAAAGAAGUUUUCAAGGGAGGCAAAUUUCAGUGUAGAAACAUGUUUUCCUUACUUACAGAGAAUGACUGUUAAUGGUCUGCUCUCAAUAAACGUAACAGGUUGCUGUGGAAUAACAGACUUUGUUUAUAUUUGAUUUUAUCCAACCUAACAGUUGACAAUGAAAAACAGAAUUACUGUACAGAAAACUGCAUUCCUAUCACAAACAUUCAACAUUCUUUUUUGUUCCAUUAGGGUUUUUUUCCCCAGUGUUUCUCCAUAAAAUUCCAGUAAUUUACUACUGGCUUAUGAGUCUGUGCCACUCAAGAAUGACAUCCAUUUUAGGGACCACAGAGUUACUCCUUUGUUAUUCAUGAAUUUCCAUAUGCAAGUGAUGUAAUAUGAGGACCUGUUUAAAAUGACUUAGUAACUUUAUUUAUUAUGGCAUGUCUGUUAAAGAAUUAAAUACAGCUUAUAUGUACAGUGCAUCCGGAAAGUAUUCACAGCGCAUCACUUUUUCCACAUUUUGUUAUGUUACAGCCUUAUUCCAAAAUGGAUUAAAUUCAUUUUUUUCCUCAGAAUUCUACACACAACACCCCAUAAUGACAACGAGA